Molecule: messenger RNA, 2884 nt
Organism: Ceratina calcarata
Lineage: Eukaryota; Metazoa; Arthropoda; Insecta; Hymenoptera; Apidae
Gene: Rfwd3
Product: ring finger and WD repeat domain 3
Exons: 3
Coding region: 715-2454 (579 amino acids)
Biological process (GO): protein ubiquitination; interstrand cross-link repair
Cellular component (GO): nucleus
Molecular function (GO): protein binding; ubiquitin-protein transferase activity
Source: RefSeq, a predicted model, not a curated record
ACAUCGAAUUGCUUGUACAGAAAUUAAAAAGAAGAAUUAAAAUGUUACUGGGGCUUAUCUAAUUAUAAGAUAAGAACAUCAUUUAUACUUGUCAAAUGUUACACGAGAAUGUUAAUAAUGAAUAAUAUGAAAUUACAGUUAGUUGAAAAUUUUCAUAAGAGACAGAAAAAUAUAUUUCCAAAAGCUGUCAGUCAUGAGUGCUUUAUUAACUUAACCACAAAUAAGAAUAAAAUUUUAGAAUGAAUGCACAUGAGAAAUGUUUUUAUUACCAAUAAUUAUAAUGCUGCACAUUCAUUUUAACAUCUCAAUCUUGUAAAAAUUAGAGUUUACAGUUUACAUAUUAUAAUACACUCCUUUCACGAAGAGUUACAUGACCAUGUACGUGGAAACCUUUACUUAAAAGUAUUAAAAGAUACGAAAAUUAAUAAAACAGACCUAUUAUUUAACAUUGUAAGUAAAGUUUAUUAACAUCUUCGAAGAACGUAUGUAUCGUAUUUAAAAUGAGUUACUAAUAAGGACAAUUGAAUCAAUUCAAUAAUCAAAACAAAAGCAUAACAUUUUCGUUGUGUGCAGGAGAUAUUUGUUGUCAUUCAACGUACGAUUAUUACAAAAUAUGAAUGCUUCUGUUAUUAAGAUAAAUUUGUGCCUAAAAUACAGUUUAUAUUAGCGGAAUUUAUGUCUGUUUGAAACUACAAAAUUUGGAUGUAGUUUAUUAUGAAUUCUUAUAGAAUGGAGGUUAUGGAUUUUGAAAUAGUUGUAGAAAUAGUGGGCAUGGACGUAAUAGUCGAAGACCAUUCGGAAGAAUCUGAGAGUCUUGCAAGUGAAGAUCAUGAAAAUGGUAAUGGUGAAAAUGCCGAGAACAGGAAUGUUAUUAUUAGUGAAAAUGUGAACAAUGAAAAUAGCAAUAGCAAUGAAAAUACUGAUAAUAAUGUAGGAGAUGCGGCUCAAGUAAUAGAAGUAGUAGACUCUGACGAAGAUCAAUCAAAAGCAAAGAAAGCAAAAGAAACGCCUUUGGAUGAAUCUGACACUGAUAUUGAUCAAUAUUGCCCAAUAUGCAUGGACACAUGGACCAGUUCUGGCGAGCAUCGCCUGUGUUGUUUGCGCUGUGGACAUUUAUUUGGACACAGUUGUAUCUACAGAUGGUUACAAAGUAUUUGUACUAGUGCAAAUCGCCGUUGCCCACAAUGUAAUAAAAAGGCUGCAGUAAAAGACAUCAGAAAUCUGUAUGCCAAAAAGUUAGUAUCAAUAGACACUGCCGAAUUAGAUAAUUUAAAAGCACAAUUAGCUACGGUUACAAAUGAAAAGAAUCAGAUAAAAAUGGAACUUUCAAACUACGCUAUGAGAGAAACGUUGUUUGAACAACAGAUUUCGCGUAUGAAGAUGCGUAUAUCUGAACUAGAAAGAAUGCAGUCAGAAGGAACUGCCUACUCACAGCAAAACGUUUCUAAACACAUGGUUAAAAAGUUCCAUUUAGAUCGAUCUAUAGAGGUAUGUAAGGAGGGCGGUUGCCGAGUAUUGGAUUACAAUCCUUGGUUUGGAAUUCUAAUUGCGUCGCAAAAGUCUUCAAAUAAUUUAUUUCCGGGCUACGGUAUUAGAAAGAUUGACACGGAGAAGUUUCAAACACGACAGUUUAUUUUCUUACAUACUGAAGCGAUAAGGGACAUGGGGUUUAAUACGACAAAAAAGGAAUUGCUGCUUAGCGUUGGUUUUGAUAAAUGCGCAAAAUUAAUAGACGUUAGGAAUAAUAGUAUUGUGCAUAGCUAUCAAACAGAAUUUGCAUUGUGGAGUUGUUGUUGGUCGAGCGACGAUCCGCACAUGUUCUUUGUAGGUGCACAGAACGGAUCUAUAACGCAGUUUGAUAUGAGGCAACUUUCUGGUGCUGUCGAAGCUUUGGACAACCCAGGUGACAGAUCACCUGUGGCUUCUCUAGCAUCAGUACCCUUUAAUCCUGGUAGCGGUAUCAGUCGAGGCGGGUUCAUAGCAUGUCGCUUAAAUUCAUGUUACGCUUAUGAACAAAGAGAAUCAAAAUACGUACCAAAACAAAUAUUCCUUGAAGGCCCGUUUGUAUCUGUGUGCUACGACGAGAAAAAUAAUCAUACGUUAAUAUCGUCUCGACCAAAUGCUAGGCAGCCCCACAUGAGGCACAUAGUAUGUACGAUAGAAAAGGGAAACGACGACUCAACCAUUUGUAACGUAGUGCAUACAUUUCACGCUGGUAAUUCACAACAAUUUAUGUCUCGUCCGUGUUACAUAAAUGUUGAAAAUGAUACAUUGGUUGCUGCGCAUCAAGAAUCUAAUAGUAAUAUAUCAUUGUGGAGUGUAUCAACUGGAAAACAAGUAAACUGUUUGCCUGUUUCUGAUCCCGUAGUGGAUUUGUGCUCAGUUCAUGUUAAUGAUAAUUUAUUCUUAGCAACUCUUUCUCAAAAAAAAGUUAGAAUUUAUUGUCAUGGAUAACUAUCAUCGUUAUAAAAAUAGAGAAACAAGUCUUUCAUACAUACGUAUAUCCUAAAUUUAUAUCACCAAGACAUGAGAUUUGUUAAUAUAUUUUCUACUUUAAAUGUAAACGAGAUUUUGUGUACAAGAUGUGUGAUAAUAUUGAUAGAAUAUAUAAGAUAUAGACUAUUAUAAAUAUGACCAGAUAUUGAUAACGCUGCAUAAAUCUUCCGUAUACAUAAAUUAAAUUACAGAAACAUAUUGAUUACAAAUUUUGAAGUUACCGUUGUUCAUUUUGCCUUUGUUAUUGUACAUCCAAUUGUGUAUUUAUUUUAUGUAUCAUAUAAAUAAUUUUUAUAUAAAAAGACUGCUUCAAUGACUAUAUUAAACACUAUUUCAAAGUAUUAAUGGUAAAAAUGAUUGUUAUUCUAAUUCAAAUCAAAAUAAUGCA